AUUUCCCUGCCCCCCAUAUUUUUCCCAACCUUCCCACCGAAUCAUUGAACAAAGCAUAACUACGCUCCCCAUUAAGCGUCAUGUCGCGGCUACCACAUACUGCGAUGUACAUUUAAGAACAAGCUAUUACGCAACAGCGAACAACUCCGGUGGUGCGCUAUUUGCGGCCAUAAUGUCUUCCACUUAAGGUCGGGGAAAGACCUUGCCCCCUAUUACGUCGCAUCGAGGGCGAAACGCGAUGUUCGAGUCGCUAGAAGAAGAAAGAAAAGAAGUUGUAUAGACAACUAGAAAGAACACCUAGUUAACGAGUAUCAGAAGAAUCAGAGUGGUCCAUGGCCCAGAUCCGAUGCCCUUCCACGCUGCUGUAUAAAACGCAUCAUCCACACGCGAUUGCUGCUUUUGCACGAGCACACGCCUUAAGGACAACCGUCGGACGACACUAACCAGUGAUAGUAAUGAUCGUGAAGGAUCUUGUUGACUUGACUUUAGUCUUGGAUUAAUCGAGAACAGCCUGGAAGAAGAACGAAUCAUCGGUUCAGGUGCCAAAGUGUUGAUGUGCGCCGCCCUCUUCUGCUUCCUUCUGGUCUUCAUCGUGGUUGCCAUCGUUGUUCUCUUGGUGUUUAAGCCUGUCUACGUCUGGGAGGUGAAAAGCGUGGAAUAGAAACUUCUCCGAAGACUUCUGAUUCUUCAGCUAUGAGAUUCUAAACGUUCAAUCAUAACGCUUAGAAAUGUUAUGAUAUAAAACUCCUAUGAUACUUUGGUGCGCUUCCUUUGAAGAUUCUUUGCUUCUGAAGAGCUAUUUCGAAAUAUUCGAUUGAAAUAUUUAAAAAAUAGUAUUUAAAGAUACUUAGAAGUACUCGAGUGCUAAAGAACUGAAUAUACGGUAGCGAGAAAGGGUUCAAGAAAUAAAUACACGCGAUGACGAAGGUUAUAGCUAUCACGUUCCUAGCUCUGGGUCUGCUGACCCUGGCGAACUGUCAGGGAUCCUUGCUGGAAAUGUCUCAACAACUGUGGGCGAAGCUUUUAUCAGGAGGAUUCUCUAAAGCUGGCAAGCUAGAUCCUCUAAAGGUGCCGGUAAUCAAAGUGGAUCAAUCCGAAGGAAAUACCAGUUAUAGAAUAAUUCUUCGGAACGUGGAGAUCGCUGGACUAAACGGAUCCACACUGGACAGCAUCCACAUAGCUCGAGGUCGAUUGAAAUCGAACCUCAGCGAGCUAGAAGCUGGCUACGUGAGCUACAGCGACCUGAGAGAUCUGGACUCCGUCAGAUACAGAUUCCAUACAUUAAUCAAAGAACCUAAAGAGCAAAAUGAAAGCUUCGAGGCCAUUGUCUCUGCCACUAAUCAAGAGAACAAGUUCGUGGCUAGUGCCAGGGAGCAAGAGAGUCGUUUCGAAAGACUCAGACAAUACGAUCCCUUCUUGAUGAAGAUUCAAGCGGAGAAGAUGAAGGAACCAGCGACUGAUCGUCCUCGGAAUAAUCACAAACUGCAUCAAGAAUCUGGAUUUGGGACUUACAGCAUGGAAGACGCAAAGGUUCUCUCAAAAUCGGACACCAGUCGAAUUAUAGAGAACCUGAGGUAUCCUUCGGACGUUCAAAUGAUUUAUGCGAUGAGCGCAAUAAAUUCUGGUUUCAACUCAAAGAAUUCCGAGCAGAAAGAGGAUUACGAUAGAUCCAGAUCGGGUCCUUAUGAUGGUCGGAACAAAGAACACGGCGGACAGAGUCAUAGAAGAGAGAAUUUCGCUAGGGGAAGAACCGAGCAACGUCACGAGGAUGUUGAGACUUCGGCAUCGGAGAACGUGGAGAGUACAGUGACGGGUCAGAGAUUUGUUCCUGGACAAAUUAGCAGAGAACAGGCGCAUGGUAAAGAAUCGAAACGUCUAGAGGAACAGCCAGGUUAUAUCGAUAUAGUUUACGCAGAUGAGAACCGCAAUGGCGGCGUGAGGCGUUUUGGAAACGACAGAAUGAAGUCUAAGGGGGAUGCAAGAGUGUUUGGUACGAAGGAUGCUUCAAAGGAUAUCCUCGAGAAUAAACGAGUUAUUAGUCGCAACUGUACCGAGGGAGAAUCCUUGACGAAGAGGAACGACGCGGUUAAGGCGGCCAUAGAGGCGAAGAGAUUGGAUGGUUUGUCUAGAUACGCGAAAAACUAUCAGGAGAAGCAAGGAUACUUCGAAGAAGGGAUGCAAUUGGUCUAUCAUUAUGGUGGAAUGGAUCGAAAGAAUCCUGGGGAAGAGAAACUUGCUCAAGGGGCUAGAUACAAGCGUGCUCAUAGAGGGAACGAUACCGAUGACGAUGUUAUGCACGUCAUCAUGAAAAUCAGAAUUCCUCUGCUUCGCGUGAAAUCCGAUUAUCAUCUGAUGGGUAAAGUUGGCCAGGAACUAGUGAGAGGAAACGGGCAGCUGAAUGGCAACUUCACCGAUGUUGUUGGCGACUUCACGAUCGAACUGAAAAAAGCCAGUGGACAGGAUGCGUUAAUUGUUCGCGCAGCAAGAAGCAAAUUGAUUUCCAGGAAGCAAAAUGUCUCUCUUCAAGGAAUGAACGAAGAGGGACCAGUAAAGUCCAUUCUCAGUCACAGUUUGAUGGCUGCAGAAGCGGUAGCCGCCAUGCUUGCCGAUGACCUGGCUACCAAGGCCCUCAACGACAAAACGGCGGACGCGAUGAUUUAUAGGAUGUACAAAAACCUUCCGGUCAAUUAAAGCGGUGUCGAGGACAUUCUACCAUUCAAUUGGACUUUUGUCAUUCUUACAGGUUUAUAUCGUAUAAAAUACCUUAAUGCAUAAUGCUCAAAACAAUUGUUUCAAGAUGAUUGUGUAAAAAAAAAAAAAAAAAAGAAAAAGAGAAAGAAAAAAGCACACACAGGUUCAAAAAGAUAGCACAGGUUUAAGGAAUUUCCUAUGAAUUUUUAGCAUCGAAUUACCGAAAGAUUUACAGACUCCACUUAGGCAAAUAUUUUUAUUUCCUUCAACGUUAGGUUUCUUAAAUAAUCGUUCGAGAUAUUAAUCGAUAAUUGCAUGCUUCUAUUUAUUUACUUAUUUAUUUGUUUCCGUUCAUAGUUACAGAGCCGAUUAAUUUAUUAGUAACGUUAUAUUCUA
This is a messenger RNA of Bombus pascuorum, 3087 nucleotides long. RefSeq lists its product as uncharacterized. The transcript has 5 exons. NCBI's taxonomy places the organism in Eukaryota, Metazoa, Arthropoda, Insecta, Hymenoptera, Apidae. The record is from RefSeq and is a predicted model, not a curated record. Bases 919 to 2691 code for a protein of 590 amino acids.